AUGCAGCAGUGCAUUAAGCCGCUGCCGUUGGGUCUCUUCAACACGGUCCUCUGGCUCCUCUCCACUCGCCACGGCACGCUGCUGCUGGCGGGACGGACGGCCUUCGCGGGGGGAACACCAUUCCCCCAGCCCUUCACGAAGCUGUCGCCGCAGGCUCGGGAGGCUAUGCUGCUGCGAUGGUCUGUCAGCAGUAACUUUGUGCUGCGGACGGUGUUCAAGGUGGGGAGUCAGAAGGGGGUUGAUGAAGGCGGCACAGACCUUCCGCAGCUUGACGCUCUUCCAUAUGGGCGCGCAGCUCAGCAAUCCGACAGCGGCGAGGGGGAAGCUGGGCGUGAUGAAGGAACGGCCGGAGGGGGUGGUGGUGGUGGGUGUGAGCAGGGAGGAGGGGAGGGCAGGCCACUAGACGAGGCGGUGGUGGACUGUGCAGCAGAGGGGGAGAGGCUGGCAGCAGUGCUGCAAGGGAAGGGCGUGGAGGUGCUAGAGGGGUCAAGACGGACAAAGGGGUUGCUGAGCAGGAAGAAGGAGGGGGAAGGAGAGCCUGUGGUGGUGCGGUGUGACGCGGUGGUGAUCGGUUCUGGCUGUGGAGGAGCCAUCAUUGCAGCUCAGCUCGCAGAAGCAGCAGCAGCAGCAGCUGCUGGUGAUGAUGCUGCUGGUGCAGAUGGCAGCAAGCGGCAGAGGAAGGUGCUUGUGUUGGAGGCAGGGGGAUAUUUCUACCGAUCGGACUUGUCUCUUCUCGAAGCACCCUCUGGUGCUCAGCUGUGCGUUGUGGUACCUUCCUCUCUCUUUCCUGUGCCAUCCAUCCCUUUCGCUCUCCCCCCCCCCCUUAAAUCGACCCUGUUCAUGCUUUGUGGUAAUGGCUUGCUGCUCUGCCACAGAAAGCACCUCCUGGGCUCUGCAUGCAACACAUCAGGCCACCUCCUGCCGUCUUUCCUCCCCAUCGCUGCUUCCUCUCUCCCUCCCUCUUUUCGAGGCUUUCUCACCACGGAGGAUGGUGGGGUGGGGCUGCUGGCAGGGAGGGCAGUGGGCGGCGGCAGCACGAUUAACUGGUCUGCGUCCUUCCGCACACCGCCCCAUGUCACCAAGGAGUGGGCCAAUGAGUAUGGGCUCAAGGCCGUUCUUCCCACACCCGCAUCGUCCUCCUCAGCACCCCACUUCUUCUCAAUCCCAUUGCUCUUCCCCCCUCGUCUCAUCACUCCCCUCGACCCAACCCCCUCUUCCCAUCACUCUCCCUCCGCUCAACCCCUCUCAGGCGGCUGGUGCCACUUUGGGUGCUGGUCGGGCGAGAAGCAGUCUAUGCUGGAAACCUGGUUACCAGACGCGGUUACCCACGGCGCCCUCAUCCUCUCCCGCUGCGCCGCCCUGCGCCUCCUCCUCUCCCCCAACCGCCCUGCCAGCACCGCCUCUUCUGCAAGCAGCAGCACUGCUGGCGGCGGGCGGAAGAAGCGGGUGGUGGGGGUGGAGGCGCGGGUAGAGCGGGGAGAAGGGGUGGCUCAGCGGCUCGUGGUGGAGGCCAACUUGCACCCGGGUCUGCUGGGCUGCGCCCUCCCCUGGCUGGGCAGUCGGGCCAUCAAGAAGACUUUCAUACGCUUUGACCGCACCGCCUCACUCAUCGCCAUUGUCAGGGACCGCGGGCGCGGUACCGUGGGCGUGGACGGCAGCGGGCGGCCUGUUGUGACGUAUCAGCUUUGCAAGGAAGACCAGAAGAGCAUGCAGGAGGCCCUCCUCCUCUCUCUGCGGAUUCUGAGAGCAGCGGGAGCAGUGGAGGUGGGUACCCUGCACCAGUCACUCAAGCCCUUUCGCUGCCUCAUCCCGCCCACCGUCAAAGCUGACUCAGCCGAUGCAUGCACUGCCAAGAUGGACGGUACGGAUGAGUUGCAGGAGUUGGAUGGAUGGCAACACACACCAGAUGCAGAGUUUGAGGAGUAUUUAAAAUCCGUUGCUGCAGCGGGUUUCAAGCUCAAUGAUUGCUCGCUGUUCUCGGCACACCAGACUGGCAGCUGCCCCAUGGGUGUUUCCCCCAAGAGCUCGGUUGUGGACGAAAAUGGGGAGAGUUGGGAAGCCUCUGGGUUGUUUUUGGGUGAUGGAAGUGUGUUUCCAACCCCUGUGGGGGUAAAUCCCAUGGUGUCAAUUGAGUCAGUGGCGUUUAUGAUCGGGAAAAGGCUCUCUGGGAGAUUUAGGGAUGGGGAUUUCAACGGGUGA
Messenger RNA from Closterium sp. Naga37s-1, 2199 nucleotides. The record is from the annotation of a GenBank genome assembly. NCBI's taxonomy places the organism in Eukaryota, Viridiplantae, Streptophyta, Zygnematophyceae, Desmidiales, Closteriaceae.